Messenger RNA from Penicillium oxalicum, 2421 nucleotides. Its product is annotated as WD40 repeat domain-containing protein. The record is from RefSeq and is a predicted model, not a curated record. The transcript has 2 exons. Bases 1 to 2421 code for a protein of 806 amino acids. Gene Ontology annotation, molecular function: protein binding. Lineage: Eukaryota; Fungi; Ascomycota; Eurotiomycetes; Eurotiales; Aspergillaceae.
AUGCGCGGUGACGGCAUUGUUGAACCCUCGCCGCUGUUCGAAGACCCGUCCCGUGCAGAUGAUUUUUCCGCACCGGCAGAGAUAGCUAAUGAUGGAUUGUGCGAUCCGCCUGGUGUGCCACCCUUGUCGCGUGUGAACACCGAUUCCUCGAACACUCUCAGCGGUCGCUCAGCCACCACCUUUGCCGGUGGUACGUCGGCCUUGACUCCGGAGGCUGAUCGUGUGGCCUUUCACUUGGGCCACCAAUAUACAAUGGGUGAAAUGGCGACGGAAGAAAACCGUCACUUCACAGCCCUGGCAGCCGUUGUGCAUCAUCCUUCUACAACCAACGAAGGAGGUUCGUUUACUAUAACUGAGAACCAGGUUGUCAACGCUGUGACUGCGGCCGUCCCCUCAAGUAUCUUGCAACCGGAUGCACGGCUUGUGGAAAUGAACUCGCUUCGGCAUAUCUCCUCAUUUGAAGGCGCUCGCUCAAGACUACAUGGUCCAGAUUCGCCGCCAAUGGAAAUGGAUCAAGGAUCACUCAGCUCGAUGUCUGACGGGGAUGAUGUCGAGAUGGAUCGGAUUGUGCAAAAUCUGCUUGGGCAGACAACAAGAUGGAGCAGUAUUGCUACAGUCGCCAACAAUGGCACUACAUGUCAUGAGGAUAUGGUGAUGGACUACGAUUCCAGUCUAGCAGAGGAUAAUCCAUCGCCGUUGACCAUUCCCGACGACGAGUUGAAGGAUUUCCUCAGGUUCUACCCUGAUGAAGAAGACUACUUUUACCGUAACGUCGCGGGGUACUCGCAGCGCGAGAGUACGUGGCAUGACGUGAACUUGGACGACUUCUAUCAAGCGAUCACCUAUGAAUCGACCAUAUCCGACCCCCCUCAGAUUCCUGUCCCAGCUCCCGAGUUCGCGACCGCAGGCAUCGAUCCUUUGGAUAAUCCACCAGAAGAUGAAACCGACUGGCACCCCGCCUCUUUCGUGCAUACCACCACAUUUGAGCGCAAUUUGACCAUAGACGAAUUCAUUCAGCGAUGGAUGGUCCAGUCCAAUAUUAUACCUCAUGGAUUCCAUUCCGAGAAUAGAAUUCCUGCUCAGCUUCGUCCUCUUUCACGAAUGAUGGAUUGGCAGCAACCUCUUGAGAUCCAUCGACCUCCUGGUUUCACAGGCCAGGUGUUUGAUUUGCAACAAGUACCAUGGGCUGAGACCCUCAAGGUGAAACGCUCUGAUGCUCGAGACCUCCGCGAUCGAUGGUACACAUCGUACCAUAAUCUUGAUUAUUCUCACAAUGACCUAGCCGAACGGCUUCCACGGGAAGAGCUGUUCUUUCAAGAAAAGUCGAUGUACACGGAACACAAGGCCACCGUCGAACAUUUCCAGCUACGCAACCUAUUGUCGGUGCCUGCAUCUCACACAGUUCAGUUCGCCAGUCGAUCAAAGAUAUACUCUUGGUCGCCGGAGUUUCAUAGCAUUUCUUGCCUGAUUGAUCUCAGUCGCCCUUUGCCCGAAUUGGGCUUCCUCAACCCGGUCAAGGUGUCUAGCAUGAAAUCUGCGUUUGGGCUGACGGUUGCGGGCGGAUUUUGCGGCGAGUAUGCGCUUCAUGGGGACACCGGUGAGGGGUCGGGGGCAAAGGGGCUUGUGACGCCUGACUUCAACGACGGUAUCACCAACCACGUCGAUGUCAUCCGCAAUCGUUCCGGACGCGAGCCCAUCUGUGUGUUUGCCUCGAAUGAUCGCCAUCUCCGGGUGCUAGACUGCGAAACCAACGUAUUUCUGUCUGACCAGGAGUUGUCUCGUCCCAUUAAUUGCACUGCCACCUCGCCAGACAGUCGUCUCCGCGUGGUCAUUGGGGACUCGCCAGACGCGUGGAUCAUUGAGGCUGACACGGGGCGGCCCGUGCAUCCCCUUCGAGGCCAUCGUGACUUUGGAUUCGCUUGCGCUUGGUCCCCGGACAUGCGACACAUUGCCACCAGCAACCAGGACAAGACCGUGAUCAUCUGGGACGCGCGCACCUGGCGUGCGCUGGAAACGAUCGAUUCCGACGUCGCUGGUUAUCGGUCCCUCCGCUUUUCUCCGGUCGGCGGUGGCCCUCGAACGCUCCUCUGCGCGGAACCUGCGGAUCGCAUUUCCAUCAUUGAUGCCCAGAUGUUUCAGUCGCGACAGGUUCAUGAUUUCUUUGGGGAGAUCGGUGGUGCCGAUUACUCCCCUGACGGCAGUGCUAUCUGGGUUGCCAACACGGACCCGCACUUUGGCGGGUUCAUGCAAUAUGAACGACGAAACUGGGGUCAGUCGUUUGGCCUGGCCGACCUUCCGAAUGAAUGGUUGUCAGAGGCAGAGCUGGACGGGGAUGAACGAUGCGUGGCCGGUCCUCGGCAGAGAGAUUUGCGCUUUUUGCGGACCAUGGCCGAUGAAGAGUACGACUCCUUUAUCCUGUGA